UCUCCACAAAGAGAGAACACAUGUUGCAGACUUAGAGGAAAGAUAGGAACAGAAAGGAAAAGAAGCAAAAAAAAAAAAAAUCCUUUCAUUUUGGAGGUUUUUUCCUGUCUUUUUGGAUUAAUUCAGAGUUCCUUUGUGUUUGGAUCUUUGCAUCACGGUGUGACAGUGUGUCGCAAGUGAGAUUUAUACCAGUUGUAGAUAUGGAAAGAUGUUUUACAAAGAGUCCCCUUCUCCUGGUAUUACUUGUCUUUCUCCAUCAACACCAUCAUCACCUCCUUGUUGAGGCAGCAAUGGAUUCCUGUUACGAUGAUGAGGGGACCCCAAGCCGUUGUAUGCCCAGGUUUGAAAACAUCGCCUUCAAUCGCACUGUUCUGGCGUCAAAUGUUUGUGGGUCACCGCGUGAGGACUACUGUAUGCAGACAAGCUCGGCACGCUUGUGCCAUAUCUGUGAUAUUUCAGACCCAGACUUCAGCCACAAUUCCAGCUUCCUUACAGACUUUCACAUGGACAGCGAACCAACGUGGUGGCAGAGCCAAUCCAUGUAUUACGGGAUCCAACACCCCAACUCUAUCAACCUCACCCUCCACUUGGGGAAGGCCUUUGAGAUCACGUACAUUCGACUGAAAUUCUACACUAGUCGACCGGAGAGUUUUGCCAUCUACAAGCGUACGGAGAAGGGAGGACCCUGGUUACCCUACCAGUAUUACAGUGCCUCUUGUAAGAAGACCUAUGGGACGGAUGCUGGGGGAUACAUCCAACGAGGGCAGGAGGAGAGGACUGCUUUGUGCUCCAAAGAGUUCAGCGACAUCUCUCCCCUCACUGGAGGCAACGUGGCGUUCUCCACCCUGGAAGGGCGGCCCAGUGCCUACAACUUUGAUCAAAGCCUUGUGCUGCAGGAAUGGGUGACAGCCACUGACCUGCUCAUCUCUUUGGACCGGCUUAACACCUUUGGAGAUGAGUUCUUCAAGGAUGCUAAAGUGUUGCGCUCGUACUUUUACGCUAUCUCUGAUUUCUCUGUGGGUGGCUGGUGUAAGUGUAACGGCCACGCAAGUGAAUGUGUUGAAGAUGAACACGGCAGGCUGGCCUGUGCUUGCCAACAUCAUACAGUGGGUGAUGACUGUCAGAAAUGCCAUCCGUUUUACCAGGAUAGACCCUGGGCCAGAGCCACAGGAGAGUCCGCCAAUGAGUGUCUGAAGUGCAACUGCAGCGGCAGAUCAGACGAGUGUGUGUUUGACAUGGAGCAGUACCGGAGCACCGGCAACGGGGGACGUUGCUUGAGUUGCAGAAACAAUACGGAAGGGCCCCACUGCGAGCGCUGCAGAGAGAACAACUACAGGGCGUUGGCUGACGAACCCUGCUUCCCCUGCCACUGCAAUAUUAAUGGCUCAAUCAGUCUACAGUGUGAUGCAGAAGGACGCUGUGCAUGUCGAGACGGGGUGAUAGGACAGAAGUGUGACACUUGUCAGGCUGGUUUCCACUCACUUGGUCCCGGAGGGUGCAGGGCAUGUGAGUGCGACCCCAGCGGGAGCGUGCAAGAUUGCUCUCCUGUGGAUGGACAUUGUUUCUGUAAAACACAUGUGGAAGGGCACAGCUGUAGCAGAUGCAAGCCAGGGUUCUACAACCUACAGCAAGUAAUUCCACAAGGCUGCCAGCCAUGUUUCUGCUUUGGUCAUUCACUGGCCUGCUCCUCCUCCAGUGACCACACAGCUGUCAACAUCACUUCUGACUUCUUUGAAGAUCAAGAUGGAUGGUUGGGGGAGUUCUCUGCAGGGCAGGAGUACCCCCUACUGUGGAAGGAAGGGGAUGUCUACCUGCUGCCUCUCACUGAGGAAGAUAUUGGCUUCUACAAAGCCCCUGAGAAAUUCCUGGGUAAUCAAAUCUUCAGUUACGGCCAGCUCCUCUCCUUCACCUUCACUUCUGAGAUCUCCGAGCUGCUUCCCAACCUCGUCACCCUGCAGCUCCAAGGUUCUGGCAUGACCCUAUCUGCUGACCUUUCACCCCAAGCUUCGUUUCGCCAUGACCCGAGCCUUCCACCGAGGAACUCCUUCAUUAUCAGGCUUCAUGAAAGCGAGAUGAGCUUCAGUCCUUCCUUGUCUGCCUUUGAGUUCCAACAUCUCCUGUAUAAUCUGACAACCAUCGCAAUCAGCAAUGCAGGAGGAGUUAACUACACAUCGCAACUGGCAGGAGUGACCUUGGCCUCAGCUUUCAUUGCCACUGGUGCAGUAAGCUCUCCUGCCCCUUGGGUAGAAUCUUGUUCCUGCCCCGUGGGUUUCGUAGGCCAAUUCUGUGAGUGCUGUGCCCCGGGUUUCACCAGGGACAUACCUGGCGGUGGGCCUUUCUCCACUUGUGUGCCUUGUAACUGCCACCAUCAUGGAAGCUGCCAUGCAGUAACAGGUGUAUGUGAGUGUUCACAUUUUACCACUGGGAUGACCUGUGACCACUGCCUUGCUGGUUACUAUGGUAACGCUUUGAUUGGCACGCCUGGCGAUUGUCAGCCUUGCCCUUGCCCGGACCGCAGCAGCUGUGCCCAAAUUGCAGAGACAGGACAGGUGGUUUGUACCAACUGCCCUCCAGGACAGACAGGAAUGCGUUGUCAGGUCUGUGAAGAUGGUUACUUCGGUGACCCCCUCGGACAAUCGGGUGCAAUCCGGCCAUGCGUGAGAUGCGACUGCAAUGGUAACGUGGACUAUAAUGCAGUGGGAAUAUGUGAUCGCACCAGUGGACGAUGUCUGAAAUGCCUGGGGCAUACAGAAGGUGACCGCUGUCAGCGGUGCCAGCAGGGUUUCUAUGGUAACGCCCUGGACCAAACAACUGUAAAUAAGUGCAAGCCUUGCAGCUGCAAUGUUGCCGGAACCUCUGGGCAUGUGGAUGAAUGCCACCCUCAGACAGGAAGCUGUAUGUGCCUUGUGCAUGUGGCUGGGCGGGACUGCAGUCACUGCGAGUUUGGCUGUCUUUCAAUCUCCAACCGGGGUGUUGGAUGCGAGAGGUGCCAGUGUAAUCCUGUCGGCGCUUCAUCCACGGCUUGUCACCCAGUCACCGGGCAGUGCGUGUGUCGUGCAGGAGUAGAGGGAAGAUUGUGUGAUUCCUGUCGUCUGGGCUUCUUUGGAUUCUCCUCACGAGGUUGCAGAGCCUGUAACUGUGACCCGAUGGGCUCCAUUUCCAUGCAGUGUCACAAUAACGGUACCUGCCACUGUCGCCAGGGCUUUGUGGGCUACAAGUGUGACAAAUGUGAGCUGAACUAUUUCCACAACAGAGUCACACACCAGUGUGAGGAAUGCCCGCUUUGCUACAGCCUUGUCAAGAAACAGGCGGAAAAGCUGAGCACUCGCCUGCAGGAUUUGGAGAAGAUCCUGUCUCGCUUUGACUGCCGAGGCAGAUUUGGGCAGCAGCGCCACCUGCUGAAAAGUCACCCGCUUUACGGACGUCAGCAACAGGGCGAGGACACUCUGCCAAACGCUCUGGAGGAUUUCUUGGCUUUCCAAGAAGCGCGGGAGGCCCUCAUAAAACAAUUUUCUUUGCUGGAAGCUUCCGCACACACACUCUUAUCCCAGCUGCACGGCAUUACGUCUGCUUUGAACUGCAGCAUCAGCAUGACCGAAGAUGAGAGGAAGAAUGAUGGGAGUGGAGCCGCGUGUCAAACCUUAACAGAGUAUUUAUUCGAGAUUAGAACCUCGCAGAAACAGCUCAAACAGGCAACGCAGGACCUGGACAACAUGGUCAUUCCAUUUGAGGCGGUGCCAGGGCCGAACAAAUGGAAUAUUCUGGUGAAUGAGUCACAGGUGCUCGUGAAAAGCCACAGAGAAACGGCAGACCACAUUGAGGCCGUAGCUAGCAGGGCAAUGAACAUCUCAAAGCAGACCUUCACCUUCCUGAUGGAUCUACUGCAAGACAACUCCACAGAGGAGUACAUCAAGAACCUAACUGAGCGAUUGUCACAAAUACAGCGGCACAAGCUGAACCUGACAGCCCAGGUGGACAACACGGCAGCUGAACAGCUGGCACUGGAGGAGAAAGCUGCCGGUGUCAGCGCCGCCCUGCGGAACAUCACAUCAUCUUUACACCGGCUGGCUCCGACCGCUGCCAGCCCAUCAUCAGAGUCUGAGCAAACACAUCAAACCAAGCAUACAACAGAGUGGAUUGCAGACUUGACGAACCGCACAGCAGAGCUGGACGUGUACAUUCAGAGUAAAUCUGACGUUGUCAGCAAGAUCAGAGAGAAGGUGGAGCCUGUGAUCAAGACCGCCCACAAGAACCUGGACAUGGUGGAUGACAUCAGUCAGCUAAGCCCUGAUGCUCAAGCAGCAAAGGUCAUGGCGUUGUCAUCUGUAGUGACAGUGAAAGAAGUGGAGUCAGAAACUAUCAGCUUGCAUAGACGGCUUGACCACAUGUUGAGAGAGUGGCCCCGUCUACAGGCGCAAACCAAAGCUGCAGUGAGGAAGAGGAGGCCCCUGGAGGAAAAGGUUCUGGCUGAUGUAAGGAAGAAGGUGAAACAGAUUGAAAAUCUGCUAAAGCCAGCUGUGGAAAACUCCAGUCUCUUUGCCAACUCCAGCAAAGUGGCAAAACACACGGCACACGCUGUUGCAAAGGAAUCCAAAGCGGUUCUGACCCAGGCCAAGCAUACUAGAACUGCAUCUGCUCACCUCAGUUCCCACAUAGACUCCACUUUGCAGAAACUGGCCAAGCAGGAGAAGCGAUUUGACACUGUGAACUCCCAGAUCACUUCAGAGCCUGUGGUGUCCCUCACGGAUGUAAAAGAAGACAUAGAAGCAGCCAAGCACCAAUUAGAGGCGUAUUCUGUUACACUUACUGAGCUAAUCAGCAAGAUUGAUGGGAAUGUGCCACUGGAACGUUUUGACCGUAUCUUGAACGAGACAGCUCGUCACCUGAGCAUGCUCCGCGGGAGUGUGGAGAGCACGACGCUGAGUGGGAAGAUCCAGACUUUGCGUUUGGCUGCUAAGGACCAACAGAGCCAACUGUCCAUUAUUGAACAGGACAUACAGGAGAUCAGGGAGGAGAGAGACAGCCUAAAGGACAUUGCCUUAAACCUGCCUCAGUCCUGCCCCCAAGCCACUAGAGCAGGAAAACGCUAGAUAGCUGGAAUUAAGUUGACUGAAGUUCAAGAAAGUUUUUAUUAGGAGAGAUGCCAUUUAUUGUUUCUGUCCCUAAACCAAGGUAAUGUCCUCAAUUUUUUUUUCACUCUUAGCCCAAACAGUGAUUUAUUUUCCCAUCACAGCAGACUAACUUUUCACCAUAUGCCACACACUACUCCUCAGCUAAAGGGUCUUUAUUCUCUUUGAUUUUUUUUUUUUUAAAUCUCAUCUUUCCCUUUUCUUUGCCAACAAUAUCCAGGCUUUAAUUUCACUAUGGUAAUAACCAGCUGUUCUGAACUGCUGAAGUGCACCAUCAAGUUAAAAAUAAUGCUGAUUUUCCAUUGUGAGAGCAAAAGGUGAAUUUGAGUUCUCCUCCAGACUGACACAUUCAUUUACACUUCAGUUCAUUUUCAUCAGCCUACCCAAAUUAACAAUUAGUCGUCUUGGCCUCAGCGGAGUUAAGGUCAGGCUUCAAUAGCACACAACUUGCGUCAGAAUUCUUCCACUGCCUAUUUCUGUUUUUAUUUUUAUUCCUCUCUUGGCUGUCUGUAAGUCCCAAAUUAAACAAGAGACAUCAAACAUAAGCCGUGAUUCAGCUCAGCGUCUGGUGCCAGGAGAUGGAAA
This is a messenger RNA of Thalassophryne amazonica, 5714 nucleotides long. It is a transcript of the gene lamc3, whose product is annotated as laminin, gamma 3. The record is from RefSeq and is a predicted model, not a curated record. NCBI's taxonomy places the organism in Eukaryota, Metazoa, Chordata, Actinopteri, Batrachoidiformes, Batrachoididae.